AUGAAUGCCCCUGAUCGUUACGAGCGUUUCGUUGUUCCUGAAGGAACCAAAAAGGUAUGUUACGAGAGAGACACGAAGAUCAUAAAUGCAGCUUCAUUCACAGUUGAAAGAGAAGAUCAUACAAUCGGCAACAAUCUCCGCAUGCAGCUUCAUAAAGACCCUAAUGUCUUGUUUUCUGGUUACAACCUUCCUCAUCCUCUUCACUACAAAACUACUACCCGGAUACACACAACUAGUCAGUCUUCACCAACGCAAGCAUAUAACCAGUCUAUCAAUGAUCUAGACAAGGAACUCGAUCACUUGAAGAGCGGCUUCGAGGCGGAGUUGUUGAAGUUCUCAAAGGAUUAUUGA
Molecule: messenger RNA, 351 nt
Organism: Vicia faba (fava bean)
Lineage: Eukaryota; Viridiplantae; Streptophyta; Magnoliopsida; Fabales; Fabaceae
Source: the annotation of a GenBank genome assembly